This is a messenger RNA of Teleopsis dalmanni, 1162 nucleotides long. It is a transcript of the gene Fas3, whose product is annotated as fasciclin-3. The coding region runs from base 1 to 1161 and encodes 386 amino acids. Lineage: Eukaryota; Metazoa; Arthropoda; Insecta; Diptera; Diopsidae. Gene Ontology annotation, biological process: homophilic cell-cell adhesion; heterophilic cell-cell adhesion. Gene Ontology annotation, cellular component: adherens junction. The record is from RefSeq and is a predicted model, not a curated record. The transcript is spliced from 3 exons.
AUGGGAAUCAAAGUUUGUAAUUUUUUUUCACUUUUUUUUUUUUUGUUACCAUUUUCAGAUACUCUCACAUAUGGCCAAGUAAAUGUUGAACCGAACACUGCAUUGCUCAAUCAAGGUGAUCCAACGGAGUUGCUCUGUCGCUAUGGACGUUCGAUUAAUUAUUGUCGAUUCGAAAUACCAGGCGAGAAAGUGCUCAAUUUAUCGCCCGAAUGGAUAAAAUCCGACAAUUUCAGAUAUUAUGGCGGUGGCUUAGCAUCUGGUCAAUGUGGUGUCAGCAUUAAGAGCGUUAAAGCCAUCAAUAAUGGACAAGUAAAAUGCAGUUUGGGAGUGGAAGGUGAAGAGCUGACAGGCACAAUUGAUUUGGUAGUUGCAUUGCGUCCCAAGCAACCAAUAAUUACAGUUUUGGAAAAACCAGAUCGCGGCUAUUUUACUGAGGGUUCCUUAUUUGUUGCACGUUGCGUUGUACGUGAUGGACGUCCAGCCGCAAAUAUUUCUUGGUUCUUUGACAAUUAUCCAGCUCAAGGACGCGUUGGACAGUUAAAUGUUGUUGCGUCAAAUGAUAGUCAAAAUGUUCAACUUUUUAAUACUGAACAAGAUAUUCAAUGGCAUCUUGGACCAGAGGACAAUGGACGUAUGUUGACCUGCCGCUCACAUCAUCAAACCGAUCGUGAAAGUUUGCAACCACAAGAAAGCUCUGUGCAAAUAUUUGUUAGAUUUGCUCCCGUAAAACAGCAGGAGGCUCUUGUAUAUGGACUUUACUUGGAACAUACAGCCAUUGUUAACAUGACCGUACAUGCCAAUCCUGCACCAGUCGUACAAUGGACUGUUGAUGGACAUGUUAUUAACCAGGGUGAACAAUGGGAUCGUUUUUCUGUAUAUGAACCACAGCCAUUAGGACAGGACUACUACAAUGUAACAAUGGCCAUUGCUGGUCUCACACUUGAGGAUACUACAAAAAUCUACGAGAUGUCAGCAACAAACGCAUUGGGCUCUGCCGACUAUCAAAUACGUAUAAGCUCAUCCAAUAAGCCACCAACUGCAGGACUCGAUAUUGGCGCUAUUGUCGGCAUUGUCGUUGCUGUUGCUGUACUCAUUAUAAUUGUAUUAUUGAUUGUAUUCGCACGAGCAACUGGCAGAUGGUGUUUCGGAGGUAAUUUCUAAA